This is a messenger RNA of Hydractinia symbiolongicarpus, 3551 nucleotides long. RefSeq names its product solute carrier family 12 member 2-like. Gene Ontology annotation, biological process: sodium ion homeostasis; potassium ion homeostasis; chloride transmembrane transport. The transcript has 9 exons. Gene Ontology annotation, molecular function: sodium:potassium:chloride symporter activity. Gene Ontology annotation, cellular component: membrane. Bases 309 to 3461 code for a protein of 1050 amino acids. Lineage: Eukaryota; Metazoa; Cnidaria; Hydrozoa; Anthoathecata; Hydractiniidae. The record is from RefSeq and is a predicted model, not a curated record.
UUCUCCAUCGUAGAUGACACAAAACUUCCAAGGUUGUGAAUGCAAAUAAAUAAUGGCAGCGCAGUAGUUGAUGCACAGAAACGAAAAAAGGAGAGAACAAAAAGCAAUUAGAGAGAUUUAAGUGCGCUGUCACAGUAAACGUGUUUUAUCAUGACCUGUCCAAUGUUUUUGCGUUCAUUUGUGAGUUGAUCCUCCAAAAUUCAAGAUUCAAAUCAAGGGUGGCCUCGAGACGUGAUUAAGUUAAUUUGUAGAAUUUACGUGGUGAACGAUAGACGUGCCAAUCUUCCUGUUUUUGUUUUCAUUUCGACAUGAGCGCAAGUGUGGCCAAGGAUGGAGUCAACGUCGAGUUAACUGGUCUCCUCACUGUAUCCGAUAGUAGAAACGGUAAUAUAUCGGGUUCACCGGGAUUGCUUGGUAGCAAGGACUCUAGUGUAAAACAUGCACGGUUUAAUAUCGAAAAAGUGACGUCACCGACAAGUAAUGAUCAUCCGCACAACCAAAGCACGAUUCACGAUAUGGACACGAUCGGAUACGCAACGCACGAAGCUGUCCCACUCACCAUGUUUUAUAGAAACGAGGCGUCUGUUCCUGGAAAGGCAAGGCAGCGACCAACCCUAGCCGAACUGCACAAAGGUUUUGACGAACUGGAUGAACAAGACGGUGAAGACGUCGCUCUAGCAGACACGAGAGAAGCGGAGCCAAACAUCAAAGUAAAAGAUUCUCAAAAAACAGCAAGUUUGAAAUUCGGUUGGGUAAAAGGUGUCUUGGUGCCUUGCUUACUCAACAUAUGGGGUGUCAUCUUGUACUUGAGGUUGCCAUGGUUAACCGGACAAGCUGGUAUUCUCGUAGUGACUGCGAUCAUCUUACUCUCUGCACUUGUGACCACGAUCACAACUCUCUCUAUGUCGGCUAUUUGCACAAAUGGCGAGGUGAAAGGAGGAGGAUCAUAUUUCUUGAUCUCGAGGAGCCUUGGUCCUGAAUUUGGUGGUUCAAUUGGUAUUAUAUUCUCGCUUGCAAAUGCUGUCGGUGUAGCUCUAUAUGUCAUCGGGUUUGGCGAAACAGUUCAACAGUUAAUGGCGCGUUCGAAUGUUGUUAUGGUGGACAAAUUAAACGACAUUCGAAUUAUCGGCGUCGUUGUUAUUAUUUUCUUAUUGAUCAUUACGCUGAUUGGCUUGGAUUGGGUGAUUCGAACUCAACUUAUUCUAUUGCUAAUUCUAGUGUUAUCUAUGAUCGACUAUGCCAUUGGAACGUUCAGUGGAUCACUACUAGAAGACAGAGACGUUCAAAAAGCGCAGGGUUUUACCUCCUAUUCUGCACAAACUUUUAGUGACAAUUUCUUCCCAGAAUUCCGCGGCGAGUCUUUCUUUUCUACAUUUUCUAUAUUCUUCCCAGCCGCCACCGGUAUAUUGGCCGGUGUGAAUAUCUCUGGAGAUUUGAAAGACCCUCAGUCCGCUAUACCGAAAGGCACGUUCACAGCAAUUGGUCUAACUACAGUGGUGUAUAUUGUUCUAGCUUGGAUGAUUGGUGCUUCUACGGAAAAGGACGCAAUGGGCGUAAUAGCAACCGUUGUCACAACAAUAGUUUCUAACUCCAGUUCAUCUAUUUCAACACCUUCACCUAACGCUACGACCACCCCAGCAACUGAUGGCGGUCUGUCUUGCAUACCUAACUGUGAAUAUGGACUUUUAAAUGACUACCAGGUCAUGGAACGAUUUUCGUUAGCCGGACCACUCGUCCUAGCUGGUAUAUUCGCAGCCACGCUUUCGUCUGCGUUGGCCAGUUUAGUUGGCUCGCCUAAAACGUUUCAAGCAGUUUGUCGUGAUGGUGUGUUCAAAGGCUUAGAGUUUUUCGGUAAAGGAACCGGAGCCAACCAGGAACCAAGGCGUGCAUACGUACUUACUUUCUUUAUUAGCACUGGUUUUAUUUUAAUCGGCCAACUUGACCUAAUAGCCCCUAUUAUAUCGAAUUUUUUUCUAAUGUCCUACGCGUUGAUCAACUAUUCGGUAUUCGCUGCUUCACUGGGAAGAUCACCUGGGUGGAGGCCAUCAUUUAGGUACUACAACAUGUGGCUCUCCUUGCUUGGUUGCGUGGUGUGCGUUGGGAUAAUGUUUUUAAUCAAUUGGUGGGCUGCACUUGUUACUAUCGUGAUUGUAAUGACACUUUACAAGUACGUGGACUACAAAAAGCCGGAGAUUAACUGGGGUUCAUCUGGUCAGGCACAUGCAUACAUCAAAGCGUUAAAGUUCGCUCAUUCGUUGAACAAAACAGACCAGCACGUGAAAAACUUUCGUCCACAAUGUCUGGUACUUGUCGACGCGCCAUCGAAUCGACAGAAUUUGAUUUACUUUGUGUCUUAUUUAACCAAACAUGUUGGACUGAUGAUAUGUGGACAGGUUAUCGUUAAAGCAGAAGGGAUGGGCGAGAUAAAUUGCCUGCCACAAGAGAAGUGGUUGAGACUUAAAAAGAUCAAAGCCUUUAUGGCCGUCACAGCAGCGCCCACUGUUCGCCUCGGCGCCCAGGCAUUAAUGCAAUGCACAGGAUUGGGGAAAUUGAGACCAAACAUCAUUGUUCUUGGCUUCAAACACAGCUGGCAAACUGACUUGAAGGAAAAAGUUGAAGAUUACAUCAAUAUCAUCCACGAUUCUUUCGAAGCAAAGUAUAAUGUCGCCAUCUUGCGCAUGCCCAGUGGUGUUGUUAUAGACGAGGGUUCCGAUGGAGAGUAUGACGAAGAGCUUGAUAGAGAGCUUGAAGGUGCUUUUCAGAGCGAAGCAAGUUUGCGUGCUAUGGAAGAAGACUCAGCCGACUUUUUGACUCUUCCUGAAGAUGUUAGAACUCAAAAUGGUAGCAACACUGUGACGCCUACAUUAAAUCGAUCAGGUAGUGCAAAACGAAGAAAAAACACUGAACAAAAAAAUGAAACGAUUCUUUCCAUGGAGGAGAACGUGAAGGGUUAUAUCGAUGUAUGGUGGAUGUUUGAUGAUGGUGGUUUGACCAUGUUACUGCCAUACUUACUGUCUCGAAAUAAAAAAUGGAAGGGAUGUUCUUUGCGUGUUUUAACACCGGUAGCCGAUAAAAAGCUGAAAUCGAACCAAGUACGCAUGGCAAGUCUGUUGAAAAAAUUUCGUAUUGCGUUUUCGGGUAUCGUCGAAGUUGAAGGUGUAAACGCCAGACCAGCCCAACAAAAUAUCGACAGGUUCCGUAAUUUACCGUGGCUUAAGAAUGAACUCGAUGCUGAUGAACCAUUGGAUAAAAAAACGCUGCGUCAGAUACGCUUAGGUGAAUUGAUGAGAGAAUAUUCGCAGGAAGCGAAACUUGUUGUCAUGACGAUGCCGGUACCGAGAAAAAGUGUCGUGUCUAAUUUUAUGUAUAUGAGUUGGUUAGACGUGAUAUCAGAAGGCUUAGAUGCACCAAUAUUUUUAGUUCGUGGUAACCAGACUAGUGUACUAACAUUUUAUUCGUAAACACUUGUACUUGUUCUGUUCAGUAAGAAAAUUUAGUUUAUAUAUUCAUUUUGUAAUUCAUCAUACCGAAAUUGAUUGAUUAUCAGUGGG